Drosophila gunungcola (fruit fly) is the source of this 1356-nucleotide messenger RNA. RefSeq names its product actin-like protein 53D (gene Arp53D). The transcript is spliced from 3 exons. Gene Ontology annotation, biological process: mitotic cytokinesis. Bases 35 to 1303 code for a protein of 422 amino acids. Lineage: Eukaryota; Metazoa; Arthropoda; Insecta; Diptera; Drosophilidae. The record is from RefSeq and is a predicted model, not a curated record.
AGGCCACCUGAAACACAACAACAUAACACACAGCAUGUCGACAUUUCAGAUACCUUCACGUAUUAAAAUCGAUAUAACCGAUAGGCGGGCACAGGAAAUUCUCUUCAACUAUCUACAAGCUCCCUCUGGAGAAAUGAGCAGUGAGGAUGGGAGUUUCGCCCACCAGCCCGCCGUGGUUAUGGACAACGGUUCGGGGAUGUGCAAGGCCGGAUUCUCCACGGAGGACACUCCCCGGGUGGUCUUCCCCUCGAUUGUGGGUAGACCGCGUCACCAGAACGUCCUGGUGGACUCACUGGUCGAUGAUUGCCUUAUUGGCGAGGCGGCAGCUCGUAAAAGGGGAAUGCUGACCCUGAGAUAUCCCAUUGAGCACGGGGUGGUCAAGAACUGGGAGGACAUGGAGAAGAUUUGGAAGCACACCUAUGAGAUGCUAAGGGCGGAUCCACUGGACCAUCCGGUGCUCCUCACAGAGGCUCCCCUGAAUCCGAAGAAGAACCGUGAGAAGAUGACGGAGAUUAUGUUUGAAAACUUUGAGGUGCCAUCACUUUACGUGGCCAUUCAGGCCGUACUUUCCCUCUACGCCACCGGACGAACUGUGGGUGUGGUGGUAGACUCCGGCGAUGGAGUGACCCACACGGUGCCCAUCUACGAGGGUUACGCCCUGCCCCAUGCGUGUUUUCGCGUGGACUUGGCUGGCCGGGAUCUGACGGACUAUCUAUGCACACUGCUCCUGGAAAGGGGUGUCAAAAUGAGCACAUCUGCAGAGCGGGAAAUCGUCCGAGAAAUCAAGGAGAAACUGUGCUACGUGUCCAUGAAUUAUGCCCAGGAUAUGGAGCAGCCAAGAACACCGGAAGAAGACCAAAGCCAACAAGAACGGGAGGAUAGCUACACUGAGUAUGAGCUGCCCGAUGGCCAAAAGAUCGGUUUGGGCAACGAGCGAUUCCGCUGUCCGGAGGCUCUCUUCCAGCCCAGUUUGCUGUGCCAGGAGGUGAUGGGCAUCCACGAGUCCACCUAUCACUCGAUCCUCAAGUGCGACUUGGACCUGCGAAAGGAUAUGUUCGCGAACAUAGUGCUCUCCGGUGGCACGACCAUGUUCCGCAAUAUUGAGCAUCGAUUCCUGCAGGACCUCACCAAAAUGGCACCCCCAUCCAUCAGAAUUAAGAUCAACGCCAGCCCUGAGCGCAGAUUUUCCGUUUGGUCAGGUGGUUCCGUACUGGCCUCACUCACCAGUUUUCAAAAUAUGUGGAUAGACAGCAUGGAGUACGACGAAGUGGGUCCAACCAUCGUCCAUCGCAAGUGUUUCUAGGCGAACAAAAAGGACAAAAGGGGGAUGGUGUUAAUUUAUUAUUUGAAUGCUGU